This is a messenger RNA of Myotis myotis, 2830 nucleotides long. It is a transcript of the gene GPAT2, whose product is annotated as glycerol-3-phosphate acyltransferase 2, mitochondrial. Gene Ontology annotation, cellular component: mitochondrial membrane. Bases 1 to 2733 code for a protein of 910 amino acids. The record is from RefSeq and is a predicted model, not a curated record. The transcript has 22 exons. NCBI's taxonomy places the organism in Eukaryota, Metazoa, Chordata, Mammalia, Chiroptera, Vespertilionidae.
AUGUCUCCGGGCCCCGCGUGGGGGCCCCGGGCCUCGCGGAUGUCUCCGGGGCCCAGCGUGGGGACCCAGGGCCUCGCGGAUGUCUCCGGGCCCAGUGUGGGGACCCAGGGCCUCGCGGAUGUCUCCGGGCCCAGCGUGGGGAGCCAGGGCCUCGCGGAUGUCUCCAGGCCCAGCGUGGGGACCCGGGGCCUCGCGGAUGUCUCCGGGCCCAGCGUGGGGACCCGGGGCCUCGCGGAUGUCUCCGGGGCCCAGCGUCAGUUUGCUGUGGUGAGAGGAAGAGAGGCAGAAGUGGCUGGUUCUCAGAUCUUACAGCCCUCCCAACCCCCCAUGGACACCAUGUUGGGAACCAGACUCCGAGCUCAGCAGAGCAGUAGCCAGAAUGGCCAGGAGACUAGCCCGUGGACCUCAGGCUUGGGGAUGAAGCUGGAGGCUGUCACCCCAUUCCUCGGGAAAUAUCGCCCCUUUGUGGGUCGCUGCUGCCAGACCUGCACCCCCAAGAGCUGGGAGUCCCUCUUCCACAGAAGCAUAAUGGAUCUGGGCUUCUGCAAUGUGAUCCUGGUAAAGGAGGAGAACACCAGGUUUCGGGGCUGGCUGGUUCGGAGGCUCUGCUAUUUCUUGUGGUCCCUGGAGCAGCACAUACCCCCCUGCUGGGAUGCCUCACAGAAAGUCAUGGAAAGCACUGGGGUACAGGAUGUCAUCUCAGGGAGGGCUCCAGGGGGAGCUGGGGAAGGCCAGGUGCCCAGCUCAGUGAAGAAGGAGGUACAGCGCAUCCUGGGUCACAUCCAGGCCCCGCCCCGCCCCUUCCUGCUCAGGCUGUUCAGCUGGGUGGUUCUGCGGUUCCUGAACUGCCUCUUCCUGAACGUGCAGCUCCACAAGGGCCACAUGAAGAUGGUCCACAAGGCCGCCCAGACGGGCUCGCCGCUCGUCCUCCUUUCUACCCACAAGUCACUCCUGGAUGGGCUCCUGCUGCCCUUUGUCCUGCUUUCCCAGGGCUUGGGCGUGGUCCGUGUGGCUUGGGACCCAUGUGCCUGCUCCCCCAUCCUCAGAGCUCUGCUGAGGAAGCUUGGGGCGCUUUUCCUGCCCCCAGAGGCCAACCUCUCCCUGGACAGCUCCGAAGGGAUUCUUGCAAGGGCUGUGGUCCAAGCGGUUGUGGAGCAGCUGCUGGUCAGUGGGCAGCCCCUGCUCAUCUUCCUGGAAGAGCUCCCUGGGACCCAGGGGCCUUGGCUGUCAGCCCUGGGCCAGGCCUGGCUGGGACUUGUGGUGCAGGCGGUCCAGAUGGGUGUUGUCCAAGAUGCUAUGCUGGUGCCGGUGGCCAUCACCUAUGACCUGGUUCCAGAUGCAUGUGAUACACACCAUGCCACAGCCCCACGGGGGCUGUGGACAGGAUCUCUGGCUGUCCUACGAAGCCUGCGAGGCUGGUGCUGUGGCCCCCGGGUCUGUGCCCGUGUGCACCUGGCCCAGCCUUUCUCCCUGCAGGAAUACACCAUCAAUUCAAGAAGCUGCUGGGGCAGCAGGCAGACCAUGGAGCAGCUGCUGCAGCCCAUUGUGCUGGGCCAAAGUACUGUCGUCCCAGACACUGAGAAGGAGCAGGAGUGGACCCCAAUAACUGGGCCCCUUCUGGCCCUCAAGGAAGAAGACCAGCUCCUGGUCAGGAGGCUGAGCCGUCACAUCCUGAAUGCCAGUGUGGCAAGCUCUGCGGUGAUGAGCACAGCCAUUAUGGCGACGCUGCUGCUGUUUAAGCACCAGAAGGGUGUGUACCUGUCGCAGCUCCUGGGGGAGUUCUCCUGGCUGACAGAAGAAACGCUGCUGCGUGGCUUUGACGUGGGCUUCUCAGGUCAGCUGCGGUGCCUGGUGCGGCACACUCUGAGCCUGCUGCGGGCACACGUGGCUCUACUGCGCAUCCACCAGGGGGACUUGCUGGUGGUCACUCGGCCCGGCCCAGGCCUCAUGCACUUGGCACGCCUGAGCACCCAGCUGCUGCCUGCCUUCCUGAGCGAGGCCCUGGGUGCCUGUGCAGUUCGGGCACUGCUGGCAAGCAAGGUGCCACCAGAGGGGCCCUGGGAGCUGCAGGGCAUCGAGCUGCUGAGCCAGAACGAGCUGUACCGCCAGGUCCUGCUGCUGCUGCAUUUGCUGCCACAGGACAUGCUGCUGCUGCAGCCUUGCCAGUCUUCCUACUGCUACUGUCAGGAGGUACUGGACCGUCUCAUCCAAUGUGGGCUUCUGGUUGCUGAGGAGACCCCAGGCUCCCGGCAGGCUUGUGACACAGGGCGACAGCGUUUGAGGGCCAAGCUGCUGUGGAAACAGAGUGGGGACUUUACUGAUAGUGACAGUGACAGCGAUGACUUCGAGGAGGCUGAGGGCCGGUACUUCAGGCUCAGUCAGCAGUCUCGCUGCCCCGACUUCUUCCUCUUCCUGUGCCGCCUGCUUAACCCGCUGCUCAAGGCCUUCGCACAGGCUGCCACCUUUCUCCACCAGGGCCAGCUGCCUGACACGGAGUCGGGCUACGUGGAGCAGCUGUUCCAGUUCUUGCAGGCCACUGCCCAGGAGGACGGGUUCUUUGAGUGUGCGGAUCGAAGUCUCGCCAUCAAAGCUGUCUGGACCUUCAGAGAUUUGGGGGUGCUGCAGCAGAAGCCCAGCCCUGCAGGCCCCAUGCUCCACCUAUCCCCUACAUUUGCCAGACAGGACAAUCAGGAGAAGCUGGAACAGUUCAUCCAGCAAUUCAUUUGUGGCUAGAACUGUGGGUUAAGCCUGUGCUGAGACUUCGCAGCCCCAGAACACACCAAGCCCUGGAGCCGGAGACUGCCCAUAAAAUCAUUGAGGUCUGAUUGUC